This is a messenger RNA of Apus apus (common swift), 8557 nucleotides long. It is a transcript of the gene OSBPL3, whose product is annotated as oxysterol binding protein like 3. Gene Ontology annotation, cellular component: plasma membrane; cytosol; perinuclear endoplasmic reticulum. The transcript is spliced from 25 exons. The record is from RefSeq and is a predicted model, not a curated record. Bases 470 to 3139 code for a protein of 889 amino acids. Gene Ontology annotation, molecular function: cholesterol binding. NCBI's taxonomy places the organism in Eukaryota, Metazoa, Chordata, Aves, Apodiformes, Apodidae.
CCUCCCUCCCUCCUGCCGGCUGCGGGACGCCGCUCCCCCAGGGCGAUGGCGGGGGCGCCCGCAGGGCGGUAGGUCGGCCGGCGGCGGCGGCAGGUGAGGGGCUCAGAUCCAGCACCAGACUCGUGAGCUUACCACAUCUUGUGUAAUGGAAUUGCUCAGAAUUUCACUGCUGUAAAAGAGGAGAUUUGGAUUCUUCAUAGUUGGCACUGAGACAGUACCCACUCACUACCAAACUAAGUGGCACUAUGUGCUCCAGAGGAAAGAUGGGAACAAACAUUGUUCUGCAACUGUCCUGUGGCAUGGGGAGGAGGAGCAAAAGGAAUUUCCAUGGGAUGUAGAUCAUGCUACUGGACUGCAUUUGGGUGAAGGAUGAGUUCUGCACUUCUCAUAGGAGUCUUCCAACACAUUUUCUACAUUACUUUGUAAUAGUGUUAUAAGUAAGCUUAUGCGAAACAAACGGUAUUAGAUCAUGAGUGAAGAAAAAAGCUUUGGUGUAUCCCAGAAAAUGUUGUCUCCUUCAAGAAGUACUAGCAGCUGCUCCUCCAAGCAGGGAAGUCGACAGCAGGACAGCUGGGAAAUUGUAGAAGGACUCCGGGGAGCGAUGAAUUGUACCCAGGAGCCACAAAAGCAGGAGGGCUGCUUGCUGAAAAAGAGGAAAUGGCCUUUGAAGGGCUGGCACAAGAGAUACUUCUUUUUGGACAGAGGGAUUUUGAAGUAUGCUAAAUGCCAAGCUGAUAUAGAGAGAGGGAAGCUUCAUGGCUGUAUUGAUGUUGGACUUUCUGUCAUGUCUGUAAAGAAAUCAACAAAAUGUAUAGAUUUGGACACAGAAGAGCAGAUAUACCACCUGAAGGUGAAAUCUCAGGAGCUGUUUGAUGAAUGGGUUGCAAAACUUCGGCAUCACAGGAUGUACCGGCAGAACGAAAUCUCCAUGUUUCCUCAUGAUGUCAAUAAUCUUUUCUUCCCUGUCUCUGCAACUGCCGACUCUGCCCCUGGUUUCUUUGAUUCCACUCCCAGUAGAAAGGCAAGCAGCUUGACCAAACAGAAUUCAUUGUCAGCUGGAGGUAACUUGUCAUUUUCCUUUUCGAGUAAUGAGUCCAGGAUUUCAUCUUGGCUACAGUCUUCUGAAGACAUGGAAAAAUGCUCAAGAGACCUCUCCAACUGUCACACAUAUUUACUGGAAAUGAACCAGCUGUUACAGAGCAUGGAUGUUCUCCACAGGACAUAUUCAGCACCCGCUAUAAAUGCUAUGCAGGUUGGACCUUUUGAAAGCCCAAAGAAGGAAAAGAGAACACACAGGAGGUGGCGAUCCAGAGUUGUUGGGAAGGAGGCUAAAGCAAUGUUACAGGUGCCUUCUGUAUUUUCUGCCCCUAUGAGACUGCAUGCUUCCAAUCCUAACUUAUCUACAAUAGAUUUUGUAGAGGAGAAAAAUUAUUCAGAUGGCUCUGAAACAACAUCAGAAUUUACUAAACUGCAAGAGGACUUAUUGCACAUUGCACAUAAAGUUUACUUCACCCUGAGGUCAGCUUUCAGCACCAUAUCUACAGAGAGAGAAAAGGUGAAGCAGAUGCUGGAGCAUGAUGCAUCCUCAUCUCCCUCUGCACAAAUAGUUGGCUUGAAGAAUGCCUUAACAUCCGCAUUAGCACAAAACACAGAUCUUAAAGACCGGUUACGCAGAAUACAUGCCGAAUCUAUGAUCCUUGAUUCAGCAUCUAAUGCAAAAUCAAGUCCAGAUUUGGUGAAGGAAAAUGCAAGAGAAGAAGGCAGAGGUCUGGUUCACCAGGUCUCCAACGAAAGCAGACUGUCUAUAGCUGACUCUCUCACAGAAUUUUUUGAUGCACAGGAAGUCCUACUGUCUGCUAGCUCUUCAGAAAAUGAGGUAUCAGAUGAUGACUCGUAUGUAAGUGAUAUCAGUGAUAAUGUCUCAGAAGAUAACCUAAGCAAUGACAUGGAGAAUGAAAGACACACUUUAGACUGUAUUUCUGAAAGUGGAAUUAGAUGCAAUUCUAAACGGAGAACAUGUUUACCAGCUCCAUGUCCUAAUACGAGUAACAUCAGCCUAUGGAAUAUCCUGAGAAAUAACAUAGGAAAGGAUCUCUCCAAAGUGGCCAUGCCUGUUGAAUUAAAUGAGCCGCUCAACACCCUUCAGCGUCUCUGCGAGGAGCUGGAGUACAGUGAACUACUAGAUAAAGCAGCACAUACACCUAACCCCUUUGAACGGAUGGUCUAUAUAGCUGCAUUUGCAGUCUCUGCAUAUGCAUCCAGUUACUACCGAGCUGGAAGUAAGCCAUUUAAUCCUGUGCUUGGAGAAACCUAUGAAUGUAUUCGUGAAGAUAAGGGUUUCCAGUUCUUUGCGGAACAGGUCAGUCACCAUCCACCUAUUUCUGCAUGCCAUGCUGAAUCUGUGAAUUUUGCUUUUUGGCAAGAUGUAAGAUGGAAAAACAAAUUCUGGGGAAAGUCCAUGGAAAUUGUUCCAGUUGGUACAACACAUGUAACUCUUCCAGUUUUCAAAGACCAUUUUGCCUGGAACAAGGUGACAUCUUGCAUCCAUAAUAUCUUAAGUGGGCAAAGAUGGAUUGAACAUUAUGGAGAGAUCAUCAUCAAAAAUCUUAAUGAUGACACUUGCCACUGCAAGCUGACUUUCUUAAAGGCAAAGUAUUGGAAUCCAAAUGCCUACGAAAUUGAAGGCAGUGUGAUGGAUAAAGGUGGGAAAGUUGUGCAUCGACUCUUUGGGAAGUGGCAUGAAAGUUUAUACUGUGGAACAAGUGCAUCUUCAAACUGCAUAUGGAGAGCAAAUCCGAUGCCAAAAGGUUAUGAACAGUGGUAUGGAUUUACUCAAUUUGCACUGGAGUUAAAUGAACUGGACCUGCAAACUAAGUCAUUACUUCCAUCCACUGAUACACGUUUUAGGCCAGAUCAAAGGUUUCUAGAAGAAGGGAAUAUUGAAGGAGCUGAAAUGCAAAAGCAGAGGAUUGAGCAGCUACAGAGAGAAAGACGGAAGGUGCUGGAAGAAAACAAUCUAGAGCAUCAGCCUAGAUUUUUCAGGAAAUCCAGCGAUGACUCCUGGGUGAGCAAUGGAACCUACAUGGACCUCAGAAAAGAACCUGGUUUUUCCAAACUGGACAAUCCUGUCCUCUGGUGAAAAAGGAGCUAAGUGAAGAUAUUUUGUGCUGUAUUCUCGGAUCCAAUUUAAAAGAAGACUAUAUAAAAUACGUCUAUAUAUAUACAUACACACACACACAUAUAUAUAUACACACACAUAUAAUAUAUGUGUGGGGCGUGUGUACGUGUGCAAGUGUGCAUAUCUGCAGAAUUAUGCUUAAUUUAGAAUCUGAUAAUAUUUUCCUUUACUCUGACUGUUGCAGUGAUUGUUUGAAUGUACAAAUUCCCUAACUUCUUUUUAUAAAAUAUUUAAUAAAUAGUACUGAAUGUUAACAGUGAGAGGGAAAAAAGGAGCUUUUACACUGUUUUUCCAAUGUGUACUGAUAUCAGUUCUGAGUUAACUUAUGCCUUAUUGAACUGCAUUGGAGAUAGUAGCAUCAGCAUCUCCUGGCAGUGCUGAGCAGUUGGAGUGCAAGCCUUAGCAACUCAGUAGGCUUCCAGUUCUGUGAGUAGUUAAGCUGUCUCUGGGCUGGUGUAAAUUGCUAAAACAGAUUAUCAGCUGGUGCUGCGAUCUGAGUAUGAUCUUUUGGUGUCUGUAGAAAAGAUUUAAGUAAGCUUUUGUUUGCAUUAGCUUUCUUAACAUUGUGGAAGAGGUAGUUCUGAGCUCACAUCAGUGGUUCUACUGCCUUAUACAUAAGCUGUACCUGGCUAAGAGUAGUGCUAGGAAUUAAGGAAUUGCCAAAAUUUUCCACUGGGAAUCUACGGAUUUAUAGCCCCCAAAAGGGCAAGAGGAGGAUAUCCUUUGUAUAUACUGCUUGAGCACUGACUAGAUGAAGAAGCUCUUUUCCAGUAAGCAAAAUCUACACAGAGCACGAAAUCCUGUGCUUCCAUAGCUUUGUUUGUUUUUAUUAACCUAACAAUUGCAACAGUAAGACUUUUUAAAAAAGUAAGCAAACUGAUUGUUUUAAGCUAGAAAUUUUUUCUUAGUAUUUUGAUAUUUUCUACCUCUUAAUAAAUAGCAUAUUUAAGAUCUUAUAUUUAAAAAAUUACCAUCUGCCUUAUGGAGAAAUGUAUGAAGUCUUUGAUCUUCCUCUGUUUAUGUUCAGAUAAAUAUUCGAGUGUCUUGCACUAAAUCAAUUGCAUCUCUUUCCUGUAAUUUUAUACAUAUGGCUAGAAUUGUGAAAAUACUAAACCAUGGGUCAGAAAUAGAGCAGGAAACAAAUGUAGCAGAAGUCACACUUUUGAGUGAAGAUUAUAGCAAUGGGCAGUAUUUGUUUUCUCCAUCAAAUCACAAUGCCACAGUCAUUAACAGAGUAUUUUGCAUUCCUACCUAUCUGCAUCUCAAGCCUGACCCAUGAUUCUUCAUGUUUGUUAUAUGUGUCUGUGACUCUCUGGCAACAAUGCAGUUCUCAUGGUUAGAUCUAUAGCCUGUCACAACCCCCAUCCCCUUUUUGUUUUCCUUACAUGACACUUCAAUAACAGAAAAUAUACCCAGAAGCUGUUGGCGUGUUUAACUGGCUUAUUGACUGGAACAAUUGCACAGAGCAUGGAAAAGGAAGACUCCUAGGGGGAAUAGCAUUUUAGAAAAUUUCGCACUUUACUGUGUGCUGUGUUGUUCUAAGAAAACCCAUUAAAAAUGGAUCCAUGUAUUAUAGGUAACAUGAAGGAAAUACUCUGAAUGCUUCCAUUUUAAACCAAAUCUGCCAUGUUAGAUGAGACAUAGAUUUGAAUUUUGCUUUCUGUUACCUGGAAGCCCCGCUGUCUUAGAGGCAGAUUAAUGUUUUUUCACCAUUUUUCACUUUGCCCAGGAACUCUGCCUCACUGUAAUUUCUGUAAUUUAUUACCAAAGAAGUUAGCAUAAUUCUUUCUAUUUAAUGUGUCUUUCCAAGUCUUGACUACCACACCAGCAGCUUUUACAACAAGGCAAGGUUCUCAUCAAUAUGAAGACAAAAUCUAGGCUUUGAUUACAAAGGAAAUCCUAACCCUUGGGGGCUGUUUGGUUUUUCAAGGAAAGCAAGGAUCUCUUCAUGACUUGUUCCCUUGAUGUGUCUUAUUCUUGUAUUAACAGCCAAAACUUGGCACAGAAAUGAGUUGAUAUUUGUAAUAAUCCUUGCUGUUGGAAUUACCAUUUGUACUAAGAAUAACGUUCAUUUAACAACAAAAGAGGGUAUGGGAAAUUAAAAAAAAAAAAAAAAACAACCAAAAAAACCCAAAAACAAACAACAAACAAGCUUUUAAGAAAAGGAGCAAAAUUUAUGGAGGAUGUAUUAAUUUUGUUCAUCAUCAUAUUUGGCAGCUUCUGUGACUGCUGGGUUUGUGUUUUUUUAUGUAUGGAGGGGAUUUCCCCAAACUUUAGCAUAUGACCUAAUGGUUGAUAGCAUCUGAAAUUAAAGGACUUGAGGCUAAAAGGCAAAGUUAAAGAAUUGUAAUGCAUUAAAAUCAACAGGUGUUACAUGAAAUUAAUCUCAUAUUGGGUGUUUGAGUCAUGAUUCUUAAGAAGUCAGAGGGGCAGUCUUGCAUCUUACAAUUUAAAAUGUCCAAAAUAUAUUUGAUUAAUGACAAGAAACAUUGGGCUGAGUAGUGCCUUAUAUAUUAUUUUCUUCAACCAAAUUCCCGUAUCAAGAAGGUAAACUUUAAAAUUUUACUUUCGUUCUCCAGAAAAAUAAUGCCUGAUAAUAGCCCAGGAUAUUUCUUAAAUACACGAAGCAAAAUCAUUGCACAAGUAAUAGCUCCUUUUGUAAAUCUCUGACACACUUCUGUAAACAGUGUAACCAGUCGUGAAUGAUCCUCUCACCUCAUGUUUCCAAACUGCAAGAGAGUUCUUGCUGCUUGUUUUUGUAUGAAACAAUUUGAUUUAGUUGUUAAACUUUGAACAACUGUAUAGUAAGUGGAAGAAAAUGGUCUUGAUGUUACUUCUGUGUAUUUCUUCAUAAAAAUAUAUUCAUCAUUCACAAACCUUCAUAUACUCUAUACAGUUAUUCUUAGUAAAAGAUGGAAUGUCAUUUUCUUUCCCCAAACGUAAGAAGUGUUAAUGGGUGCAAAACUUAGAUUAGCUUUCUCCAUUUUUACUCUGAAUCAUAAGAAGAACAUAUCAGGCAACUUGCUGCUUCCUUUCAUACACAGCAGUGACCCCCAAGCUGUUUAGUUCAGUGGAUCAGUCUUAACAUUUUGUGAUGAUCGUUGCCUGCUGUUACAGCUCUCUUAUUUGAUGACUUUAUAAACAUUACUUAAUAUUAUUUUGGAGGGCAGUUUGAGAAGCACUCAUCUAGUCCUGCUUUUCUUUGUAUACCCAUCCACAAAGUAAAAAAACUCGCUGUAAACUUAUGUCAAGGUGAUGGAGCAGCUCAGGCCUUUGGGUGUUAAAACACUGGCUCAGUUUCAAAUUACACAGCAAGGAAAGGAAAAAUCCAGGGAAAUAGUGUUCAUAGAAACAAAAACUCUACUUCCAGAUUUGCAGACGUGACACUUAAUUUCUGAUUUUGGUUCAUAAUAAGUUUGGAAUUAUGAAACAUCAGUGUAACUUGUUUAGGAGACUACCCUUGAUAACAUAAAGUGCCCUUUUAGACUGCUUGGAACUGGCAUGCACCAUUAAUCAUUGCAUUCCUUUCUUAAUCUUUGCUCUCUGAGAUAUGUUUUAUGUAUUAUUUUGUCAGCACUGAUCUAGUCUUAGACGCUUUUUGCCAUACAGAUCCAGUAAAGUACUUAGCUUCUUUAUAUAGAGAUUGGAAAAUUAGAUGCAUGGGAGGAAGAAAACAGCCACAAUUUUCAGAAGGAAACAUCCUAGAGGCCUGUUCCUCCACCACCAAGUUUUUGAAGAUUCUGAAGCAGGAUUUCUGGUUUCUCUAAAAAACUAGCCCCUGAAGGGGAGCUGGUGGUUGCAAACAUGGUCACCUUAUUAUUUGGAAAUUUAGUGCUCAAGCCAGAUCACAGUACGAAAGGAACACAAAUUCAUGGCACCAGAGCAUACAAUCAGGGACUGCUUGUGCAGGGAUUGCACAAAGGGACUCAAAAAAACCCAACCUAACAAAAACCUCACCCCUUCCCAUGCCUCCACUUUCCCUCAGCUGUUUACAGCCCUGUUUACAUUUUCUGUGUGGCCCCUCAUAUCGAUAAGUCCUUAUUCAGUGUCCUGUUUUCUCUCUGUUAACAAAACCCUAAAAUCUGAAAAAUAGGGAAACAGUCCAUCCUAAGAAGCUUUUAAAUGAGAAAUCAUGCCUAAAAGCUGUAGUGCAAAACUUCCCCAUAAACACUGUGGCCCACUUCUGUAUCUUUUCCUUGACUGUGAACAGGACUUUCUUCCCAUUUGCACUCUGGAGUCAGACCACAGCCUGGUAAGGGUGAUGUGCUACAGAAAUAUAUAGCUAUAUCUGCUCAGCAUACUGCUCAUUAAUGUCUUUGCAUCUGCUUUUGUCUAAAUCAUUUCUGUUGUCUCUCUAGAUGACCAGCUUUGCAGAGCAGGAAAACUGCAGCAUAUCUUAUUUUAUUCAAAACAGCUUUUUGUGUGUGUGUACAACUUAUACAGAGGGGGAAAGCUGAAGAGGAGUGCAAAACUUGAUCCACAGUGCAUAUAUAGUAGAGAGAAGGAUGAAAUCCAACUUCUCCACAUAGCUGAAUACAUUGUGCAAGGGCUAGAGUCGGAUGGUGCUAUUCAAAGUCAAAAUGAAAGGAGGGUGGUUUUUCUUGUUAUGCCUACUAUAAAUAAAAUUCACAGUAUUCACUAACUCCGUUUUCCUAUUUCCUAGCUACUGGUGGGUGCAACUUACUCCAGCAGCUGUGGGUUCAUAAGAAACCGCACACGUUAUCUGGUUUAGCUGUUGAAACUUAGUAAAUGCUGUAACUUAUCACCAAAUGUAUUGCUGUACUGCUCAGUUCUUAGAUACUGUCCUUGCUGCAGCUUUUGAAAGCAAUAAGAGAAAUUUUCCACAUGAAUAGCCAUAUGUUUAAAAAAAUAAUUUUAAGUGGUUAAUUUUUUAUAUAAAUUGUGGAUUUGGUGUUUUUGUUGUAUAAAACAAAAUUGUGUUAAAGCUUAUGAAAAUCUUUGGGAGGUCCACAAGAGCUGAUGAGCUCCUUCAGCUCUGCACCUUUGAGAUGGCUGGUGUCCCUGAGAAUCAGGUAGUCUUGUAUUUAUGUUAACAGUAUUCUAGUUCCAGUACUGGAAAAACAUACCACAUGUAUGAGGUAUUACAUAAGAAAGCUGCUUAAUGCUGGAUUUGCUGCUUGUUUUGAUAGGGCAUUAGUGAUUUCAGAAUGAAGAAAGGUAUCUUAUGUGUUAGAGUUGUCACUGACUUUCAGAUUUUUGAGAGAAAUUUCCGUAGUCAGGAUCAUUCCUGUUUCCUGCUUCACUUACUCCAAAAAUUUGUAAUAAUGUUGGAGCACCUUGAUGCGCAAUUUGAUUUAUUAUUUUUGUCUCUGUAACCAAUUUGGUUGGAUGUUAAUAAAUCAUACUUGCAAAAGGUCA